Messenger RNA from Loa loa (African eye worm), 939 nucleotides. RefSeq lists its product as hypothetical. Lineage: Eukaryota; Metazoa; Nematoda; Chromadorea; Rhabditida; Onchocercidae. The transcript has 6 exons. The coding region runs from base 21 to 668 and encodes 215 amino acids. The record is from RefSeq and is a predicted model, not a curated record. Gene Ontology annotation, biological process: vacuolar proton-transporting V-type ATPase complex assembly. Gene Ontology annotation, cellular component: endomembrane system.
UUCCAGAUUCUUGUUUGGUAAUGUGGGAGGUGUCGAAAGAAGGUGUUGACUUGUUACAAGACUGGCUGGAUGAAUUGGGUGAUGAGGAUAUGAAAAUAUGUAGUAAUCGAUUAAUGAAGCAGGAAAUGAUGAUAUUUGAUUGCGAUGAAAUGAUGUCCAUCCUGAAGCCUCUUUCCAGGAAAUUUCCCAUUUAUAGGUUUGUCGAGAGGAUAAAACCUCAUGUUCCAGUGAUUGAGAGGAAAGUUAAUCCCGAAUAUGAGGCUAGAGUCGAAAGGCUGAGACGAGAACAGGAAGAUCGUGAAUAUCGUGAAAUGGUACGGUCAGUUGAUCCUAAUCAGAUUUAUGGACAUGAAAACUUGUUGCAUGGAUUCGGUGAAGAAAUGAAAGCAGUAAAUAAACAGUUAAUGGUGAUAUUCAAUACACUUCUCACAGUGGCUGGUGGAUUUUCAUUCGGAUAUUUUGGAAUUGAUUAUGUUUAUCCAGGUUUACAUCAGAAUAUGGCAUUUCGAAUAGCUCUUGGUUUAGCAAUUGCUAUUGUUGUUUUUUUCGCCGAUCUAUAUUUUAUAGUAAAAGGAAUGGAUGACUUGGGGGAGAAACCGAUAAAGCAAAAGAAGAUGGUCGUGACAGAGGAGAUUCGAAAAAAUGAUAUGUUGAAGAAAAAGCAAUGAAUGGAUAGAACCACAUUACGAUUUAUAAAGAAGUAUUUUCAGUUCACUUAUUCUAUUUUAUACAAGUGGUAGUGCCUGUAACACUGAGUCUGCAUUCAUUGUUUUAAUUUUACUUUUUAAUCUCAUUUUUCUACGAUGAAUAAUUGUGGUUUCUCUCAGCAGAAGUUUAUAUCAUCAUCUAUCAUCCGUAGAAAAAAUGACAUAUGAAAUACACCAAAUAUAGUAUGGUUUAAAGAAACAAGAAUGAUCUGCGUUAAAAACAACAUUAACC